UUUUCAUGAACUGUAAAUACAUUCACAGAAGAGAAAAUGUGAUGUUACUUCAGCAGCGAUUAGUUGUCAUUCCACAUUGAUCUUUGGUUUUCCCAUACUUCUUUCACCAUGUUUCGACAAUUGAUUCUAUCCGCUCUAAUAAUACCUGUUAGUCGUGUCUACGGCUUCACUAUUUAUGAGAGAAAUGAACUAGACAACGCCCUAGGGGAAACGUGCAUAUCUUCUUUAGCAGCGAAUAUCGACUGCAUCGAUUAUGUUCGAGCCUUUAUGCAACUCAAGUACCACUCGUCUCUUGAGAGUGUCCAAUUGACCGAUGCUGUGUGUACUGCUACAUGUGCAUCAUCGCUGAAGAACUACUUCGACUCUGUAUCCGGAAGUUGCACUGGGAAAAGCUUGAGUGGUGCACCGCCUACGAAAUUUGGAGGCUACAUUUGGGCGGGUUAUAAUGAAACAUGCGUGAGAGACCCCCGAACCAAGAGUUACUGCAAUGACAUCAUAUCUAAUUUUACAGUUGUCGACGAUAUCACGCAAAUGCCACGCACCGAGCUGUGUCAUACUUGCCAUGUGAGACGCCUCGCAAUGAUGCAAUCGUCACAAUACUCUACCUACGAUGAGUUUUGGAAGUCUCAAUUGGAGUACAUUUACGCCCAAUGUGGAGGAAAUGGACCAACCACACUACCGCCGCCACUUGAGCAGCCGCAGCCAGAACCUGCGCCUUACUGUCUUACAGGCAAAAGAUAUACCACGAAGGCGGGAGAUACAUGUGAAUCGAUUGCAAACAGCACAAGCGUCUCAGCAGCAGCCCUGUAUAUGGGAAAUCAAGCAAUACUAAAAGAUUGUUCACUUGUCGAUCCGGGCAUCAAUGUUUGCCUUCCUGCAACAUGCCAAACUUACUAUGUCCGGCCGGACGAUACAUGCGUUUCCAUAGAACGGGGCCUAGGUCUGGAUUACGGACAGGUCCGAGAGUACAACUCUUGGAUCAAAUUAGACUGCUCGAAUCUCCAAGGCGCAACCAACUACUACGGGAAGAUCAUUUGUGUUUCUCCGCAGGGAGGAACUUGGUCGGGAACGAUACCUGCCCCUGCUCCUACUUCGAACCCCACUUUGCCUGACGGCUACUCCAACUUUGCGACCCCUCCGCCUUCUGGGGCUACGGUUGCAGAUGGUACUACGCUUAAUUGUGGGAAGUGGCACGUUGUCGUCGCGGGUGACUCUUGCAGCGGCAUCUGCCUCCAAGGUGGCAUAACUGCGGGACUGUUUCACUUGGUCAACCCAUCUACCACUAGUGAUAAUUGCGACUCUUCCUUGAAGGCUGGCAGUGCGCUAUGCGUGGGACCGACGUACAUGUGGAAUACGACGGUACCUAUCACUACGACGAUGGGAGGAUCGGCUCUUGGGAUGAGUACAGCCAAUAGCACUAGCAUCUAGAAUUCGGCAUGGGCUAUCUUUGAGUGUUUAUUUUAUAAUGAUGAGCUUGAAAUAUUGUUGAAUAGAAGAUACCGACGGUGGUAUACUACAGUACACAGCCAUAGGGCAGCAUAUUGUGCUAUAUACCGACGAGCUACGUAGUGAAU
This is a messenger RNA of Aaosphaeria arxii CBS 175.79, 1574 nucleotides long. Its product is annotated as carbohydrate-binding module family 50 protein. The transcript is spliced from 2 exons. Bases 109 to 1428 code for a protein of 439 amino acids. The record is from RefSeq and is a predicted model, not a curated record. Lineage: Eukaryota; Fungi; Ascomycota; Dothideomycetes; Pleosporales.